Molecule: messenger RNA, 849 nt
Organism: Erigeron canadensis
Lineage: Eukaryota; Viridiplantae; Streptophyta; Magnoliopsida; Asterales; Asteraceae
Product: probable serine/threonine-protein kinase PBL25
Exons: 2
Coding region: 1-849 (282 amino acids)
Biological process (GO): protein autophosphorylation
Cellular component (GO): plasma membrane; plasmodesma
Molecular function (GO): transmembrane receptor protein tyrosine kinase activity; ATP binding
Source: RefSeq, a predicted model, not a curated record
AUGUCUUAUCGAGAACCUGUUGAACACCUCAGUAUCCGGCUUGAAGAUAUAAAAUUAGCCACCAAAAACUUUGAUGAAAAAAACUUCAUCAGUGGAGGUGGAUUCGGGAGAGUUUACAAAGGCGAACUUGUCCACUCUGGACGGCGGGUUAUGGUUGCUGUGAAGCGCCUAGACCGAACUGGUGGUCAAGGAGAGGCUCAAUUUUGGAAUGAGAUCUCAAUUCUUUCCGAUUAUAAACACGAAAACAUAAUCAAAUUGUUGGGUUUUUCAGACGAGGGUGAUGAGAAACUGCUUGUGUACGAGUAUCUACCCAUGCAAAGCCUCAACAUGCAUCUUAGUAGCGGUAAACUUUCAUGGGUUGACCGCCUCAACGUAUGCAUUGGGGUCGCUCGUGGUCUUAAGCAUCUUCACACUCACACACCUAGUGUGACCAAACAAUUCGUGUUACAUAGCGAUAUCAAAAGUUACAAUAUAUUACUUGAUACAAAAUGGAAUGCCAAAAUAUCAGAUUUUGGUCUUUCCCGUGUUGUACCAGUCGUUGUCGAACACAAUGCUACAUCAUUUCAUUUCAAUACUGUGGAAGGCACGAAAGGUUAUUGUGAUCCAGCUUAUAUUAAUUCAGGGUGCUUGACGAAAGAAAACGACGUCUACUCCUUUGGAGUAUUGCUCUUUGAGAUGUUCCUGACAAUUCUUAUAAUUCCACGUUCGACAGAUGGGAUACAGUACCUGGAAGGAGGGGAAGAUGAAUUUUCAGGCACUAUCACCUCUACUGAAAAACAACCAUUACUACAACAGCAAACUUGCUCGUUUUUCGAGGAAGGUGGGGACGCUAAUGGAAGGUGGAAUUAA